UCUGGAAGAAAAGCAGCCCCUCCUGGUCUGGAAAAGCACACAUGGGAUGAGAUGUAGGGCAGGAGGAAUGUAGACACGCUCCAAACCGGGACAUUUCUUCCACUAAGCCCCGCCGGUGAUCGAGUGUGUGGUGCUGAAGCUGGCGGCCUGGACGGUGCUGGAUGCGGAGACGCUGAUGCCGGGCCGCAGCUCCCCGCCCCGGACCAAGGAGACCCCACUAACCCGAGCCAGAGAGCAGCACGCCGGUCGGAUCCGGCCUGAGAUCGCGGGGGCCCGGCGGUGGGAGGAGGCGGGAUGUUCUGAUUAGAGAAGCCGCCGAGCAGCCUCGCCUGACGGGAUGAUGAAGGCGAAGAGCCGGAGGCAGACGCUGCUUCUCCCGCGGCUGUGCGUCGGCGGGCUCGGUCUGCUCGCAGCCGUCUGGAUCUCCCACGUUACAGGCUCUCUUGACCAAACGGUGGGUCUGGAAAUAUACAAGAGAGAAUCCCUCCCGCUAAAACAGAUUGCUAUCAAUGAGUUUCCAGAGGACAUCUUUACUCAGAAUCAGAGGAGCGGGGGAGCGGUGCUUCUUCAUGUUCUUUGUGCUAUCUACAUGUUUUAUGCACUGGCCAUAGUGUGUGAUGUUUAUUUUGUGCCAUCACUGGAGAAAGUGUCAGAGAACCUUCAGCUCAGUCAGGAUGUUGCCGGGGCAACGUUCAUGGCAGCUGGCAGCUCCGCCCCUGAGCUCUUCACUUCUCUGAUUGGGGUGUUUAUCACAAAGGGAGAUGUUGGCGUUGGAACUAUUGUGGGUUCAGCUGUUUUUAACAUGCUGGUCAUCAUCGGCCUUUGUGGCAUCUUUGCAGUACAGCCCAUCACUCUAAGCUGGUGGCCUCUGUUCAGGGAUGCUGUUUUCUACAUCAUAUCCAUAUUGGUGCUUAUUCUGGUGAUCUAUGAUGAAAAAGUCGUGUGGUGGGAGACCAUCAUCCUAAUGUCCAUGUAUGGGAUCUAUAUUCUCAUCAUGAAGUUCAACACAUCUCUUUGUAGCCUGGUAGAGAGACACUGCAGAGUGGACACUCUGACGUGCCUGAGCAUUCUGCGCCGGACAACUGCUGUUGGAAACACAGGAGAUUGUGACAACGACCUGGUGCCGCUGAAGCCAGACUCGUGUGUGGUGGCCGGGCAAGACUCAGCAUUGGUGAUGGUGGAUGAGCUUGUGAAUCUGCAACCAGAUCAGCCCCCCGUCUCAGAGACGCAGAGGUUGAUUCGCACUCAGGUGAGCUCGGAGGAGGGCGCAGCUUCAGGGGAGGAAGGCCUGGGUGCAAGUGGAAGCUGGGGGAAGGAGAACGGGACGGGGGCUGACGGGGACAGACAAUCACAGGAGGGAGAAAGGGAGAGGGUACAGGAGACGGACGAAGAGAAGGGUGAUGGUGCAAAGCCAAAAGAUGAAGAGGAGGAAGAGGAAGAGCAGGAGGAAGGAGAAGAGGAGAAUGUUCCUUUCAAACCCUUUGGCCUGUCAGAUGGGUGGUGUGUGUGGCUGAAGUGGCUGGUCUCGUGGCCGGUGAGCGCGCUACUUCAUUGCACCAUCCCCGACUGCAGCCAGCCGCGAUGGGAACGCUGGUACCUGCUCACCUUCCUGUCCUCCACACUCUGGAUAGCGCUCUUCUCCUACCUCAUGGUUUGGAUGGUGACCAUAAUCAGCUACACACUUGGGAUCCCAGAUGUCAUCAUGGGCAUCACUUUUCUGGCAGCUGGCACCAGCGUUCCUGACUGCAUGGCCAGCCUCAUUGUUGCCCGAGAAGGACUGGGUGACAUGGCUGUGUCCAACUCCGUUGGCAGUAAUAUCUUUGAUGUCCUGCUGGGUUUGGGGUUCCCCUGGGCACUGCGGACUCUCAUAGUCAGCUAUGGAUCUGUGGUGACAAUCAACAGCAGAGGUCUGGUGUAUUCAGUGAUUCUGUUGUUGGCCUCUGUCACUCUUACUGUGCUGUGUGUCCAUCUGAAUCACUGGAAGUUGGACCGCAGGCUGGGCCUCUAUCUUCUACUGCUCUAUACCUUGUUCCUCCUCUGCUCUGUCGUCUUUGAAAACCUGUAGAGGACGCACACAAAAUACACACUUAAGCAGACAGGUGGCCAAACUUGUUUUCCAUCCUCUCUGCUGCCAUUAAGCGUACAUUGAGAUGAAUUUUAGUUUCAUUCCAGUGUCAGUAGAUGUUUGAGCAGAGUAGCGAUGACACCAGAUGUCAACAUUGUUUACCUUUGAUAAAUGAGUAUUUUACAUAGUUUUGUACCUUAGCACCUCCAAGUCAGAUUUUGUGAAGCCAGACCUAACUAGCAAUGUUCUUUGCAUCACACCAAACAAAACAAUCAAAAGCAACAACAACAUAUUUAAUUUGUAUUCUAAGACCAAAAACACUACAUAGGGAUCCCCAAGGUGUUUUAAUUUACUUGUUACUUUAUAAAUGCCACAUGAAACCUCAAUGAGAAGAUGAUCAUACAUGUAAGAUUAUAUGCUCGCUUCUUAGUUUGUGCACUUAUCUUAUGUUUAAUUUCACAGUUUGCAUCACACAUUUGUGUCUGUGGCUGUCAUUGGUACUAGCAUGGCUGAUCAAAAAAAUUAAAAUAACCACAUUUGGCAACUGUUGUCUUUGCCUUGUGCACCAUACACCCCCCUGUUUCCUUAAAGCAUCUCAGUGCAGAGGUUCUUUUUCUAAGUGUUUUUGAAUGUCUGCUUGGAGAGUCCUAGAGAUAUGUACUUGAGGAGUGAGUGCAAUAAAACACUU
This is a messenger RNA of Cololabis saira (Pacific saury), 2753 nucleotides long. Its product is annotated as sodium/potassium/calcium exchanger 3-like. Gene Ontology annotation, cellular component: membrane. The coding region runs from base 338 to 2065 and encodes 575 amino acids. Gene Ontology annotation, biological process: intracellular calcium ion homeostasis; calcium ion transmembrane transport. The record is from RefSeq and is a predicted model, not a curated record. Gene Ontology annotation, molecular function: calcium, potassium:sodium antiporter activity; calcium channel activity. NCBI's taxonomy places the organism in Eukaryota, Metazoa, Chordata, Actinopteri, Beloniformes, Belonidae. The transcript has 17 exons.